Ilex paraguariensis (yerba mate) is the source of this 1614-nucleotide messenger RNA. The record is from the annotation of a GenBank genome assembly. NCBI's taxonomy places the organism in Eukaryota, Viridiplantae, Streptophyta, Magnoliopsida, Aquifoliales, Aquifoliaceae.
GUUGCUUCUUUAAUUCUCCCAAAAAAUAAAAUCAUGGAACCCAAAUUCUGUAUAAAUUUAUCCCAAUCCUCACCAACUAUUGUUGUUUUUCCUUCCUUUCUCUCAUACAAAUCUGCUAUGCUUCAUAAACCAAAAGUUUCUGUAGAGGUUCCCUUGUCAGUUUCUACGAAGCAAUCAGAAAAUACUCCAUUUUGGGGUAGAAGUUUGGUUUUGCAAGAGAGGAAUGAUUAUUUGGGGAUCGCGAGAAAAACCCAUUUCACAGUUAGAGCAAUUGUGAAGAGAAGGAAAGAGGCUCCUUUUGAUAAUGUGAUUCAAAGGGAUAAGAAGCUCAAGUUGGUUUUGAAGAUUAGGAAGAUUUUAGUGAGCCAACCCGAUCGAACUAUGGCACUUCGCGAAAUGGGUAGGUUUAGAAAAGUUUUGGGUCUUCAGAAAAAGAGAAGAUUUAUUGCUUUGUUGAGGAAAUUUCCGGCAGUAUUUGAGAUUGUGGAAGAAGGGGCUUAUUUGCUUCGGUUUAAAUUGACACCUGAGGCUGAGAGGCUUUAUUUGGAGGAGAUGAAGAUUAAGAAUGAGAUGGAGGAUUUGUUGGUUGUUAAGCUAAGAAAAUUAUUGAUGAUGUCUGUGGAUAAACGGAUUCUUUUGGAGAAGAUUGCCCAUUUGAGAACUGAUCUUGGGCUGCCUUUAGAAUUUCGUGACACAAUUUGCAGGCGAUACCCACAAUAUUUUAAGAUUGUUGUGACUGGACGAGGUCCAGCCUUAGAGUUAACUCAUUGGGAUCCUGAGCUUGCUGUUUCUGCAGCUGAGCUUGCUGAAGAGGAGAAUAAAGCAAGAGAGCUAGAGGAGAAAGAUCUAAUUAUUGAUAGGCCAUUAAAAUUUAAUAGAGUUACACUACCAAAGGGUCUUAAACUUUCAAAGGGUGAGAUGAGAAGGAUUUUUCAAUUUAGGGAUAUGCCUUAUAUAUCACCUUACUCCGACUUCUCUGCACUUAGGGCUGGUACUUUAGAGAAAGAAAGGCAUGCUUGUGCUGUUGUUCAUGAGAUGUUGAGCCUCACUAUUGAGAAAAGAACUCUUGUGGAUCAUCUCACUCAUUUUCGAGAGGAAUUUAGAUUCUCUCAGCAGCUUAGAGGGAUGCUGGUAAGGCACCCUGAUAUGUUUUAUGUCUCCUUGAAAGGAGAUAGGGACUCAGUUUUUCUGCGGGAAGCAUAUCGUGAUUCUCAAUUGGUAGAGAAGGAUCGUUUGUUGCUAAUCAAGGAGAAGCUUCGUGCGCUUGUUGCUGUUCCAAGAUUCCGAAGGAGUGUUUCAAAAACUGAAUCAGAUGGGGCAGAAGGAACUAGUGAGCCACGAGAAGGAAGUGGUGGGGAGGACGAGGAAGAAUGGUCUGAUAUUGAUAAUUUGGGUAGUGAUGGUUUUGAUGAUGAGGAUGAAUAUAUUGAUGACGAUGAUGAGGGUGAUUGGAGUGAGGAAGAUGAUGAUGUGCUACCUGACUUUGAAGAAGAUGAUGGAAAUGUAACCCUUGGACCAAGCAAACCAACUAGACAGGUAGAUAACUCAACAAAGCAUGAAGGGAAGGUUCUUGUUCCUAUGUUCCCUGAUGGUCGACAAAGAGAACGCUGGUAA